Molecule: messenger RNA, 2985 nt
Organism: Oncorhynchus masou masou (cherry salmon)
Lineage: Eukaryota; Metazoa; Chordata; Actinopteri; Salmoniformes; Salmonidae
Gene: tgfb5
Product: transforming growth factor, beta 5
Exons: 7
Coding region: 1367-2659 (430 amino acids)
Biological process (GO): regulation of cell population proliferation; transforming growth factor beta receptor signaling pathway
Cellular component (GO): extracellular region
Molecular function (GO): growth factor activity; cytokine activity; transforming growth factor beta receptor binding
Source: RefSeq, a predicted model, not a curated record
AAGAAAGAGACAGGGUGGGACUGAAUAACUGGGCUACUCAUUUAUUAUAACUGAAAAUUAAAAGAUUGAAAUAAAUACUAGAUAUGGGACAAGUGGCCUACAUUUAUGUAGGACACACUUAGGAGACAUGUCACAGUUAUGGAAAUAACUAGAGGGAAGACGAAUGAGACCAUGAUCAGUCAAAUAUGACAAGCCAAGGAAAUAGCAAACUCCAUCUAUAACUUUUUUGCUUUUCAAUGGAGACUGGGUAACAUGGACAUAUCAUGGACAGAUUUUAGGCCUGGCUACUUAUCAAGUGGUGGUUUUGACAUGUUUCAACAAGAUACUUACCUGAGGAUAGAAGGGAGGCCUGUGCAAACCCUUUUUGUGGUGUGGAGAUUUUCCAAAAAUAUAUCUGCCAUUUUUGUGUGUGUGUGUGUGUGUACUCUGAAUUGAUGAGAGGGAGAUACCUACAAUGACACAUACCCAUCACCCACUGUGUCUCUCUGUCUCUCGUUCUGUCUGUUGCUUUGUCUGUCUGUCUCUCUCUUUCACACACACCUUGCAUUGCGCACUGAAGUUACUGUCCCACAGCUCUGGGUGAUUUUUUUUUCUUGCCAAGAAAUGAAAGAGUGGCAUCAGACCUUUUUGCUGUAGUGGAUCGUUUUUCCCCCUCUGAUAUCCACAUCAGAAGAAUCAAGAGGAUUAGAUUUUUCUUAAUUUUCUAAGGAUGGGACUGUACCAAAGCUUACCCUAAGCUCUAUAAUGUAUUUAAACCUUUCUGGACGAGUUUUAUUUUUCGGGAGUACAAAUAUUUCUUCCAUGGAGGAUUUAAUCAUAUUCUAACUUGUAUGUAGUGUGAAAGAAUUUGACGAGCCAACCAUGCUGAUUGGUUACAUCUCAACAUUUUCUCAAAAUGUUUGUAAAUUCAGAGCCCAUGACUAUAAUUUAUUUAACCAGUGAAGUCACCCUUAUAGCAGGAAUCUAUAGCAUUCAGUUCCGAUAAUUUUUUUUUACAAAUAAUAGUGAUUUUUUCUUUCAUUUGCUUAGAGGCUGUCAGAGAAGAACGUGAACAAACAUACACUUUCCAAAUGAUUUGAUAGAACUUUGCAAUGUAAGACAUGGGCUGAACUCUUACAUUUACAUUACAUGUUUGUCAUUUAGCACUCUUAAAUUGUAAUUGUAUUUCUUUUUCACUAUUAUUUGGCAGAUUGUUUUCGGGUUUUUUACGUGUUAGAAGUUUUUCAAACGUAAAUUCUCUGUUAAUAAAGUUUACACUGGGAGUUGCUAAAACAUUCGCCAGUGCGCAUUGGAUUCCACACAGGUCCUCAGUGCGCAUUGGACUGCACCGGACAGACACAGACUGAAAGAUUCCUGAAGAUUUCAUAUGGAGCCGAGUGAGUCCGUUCACCAAUCUGACCACCGGACUAUGUGGCUGACCCACCUCGCCUUGCUGCUGCUCCGGCUGGCGGUGUCCGCGGAGGGGCUCUCCACCUGCCAGUCAUUCAGCCUGGAUGAUCAGAAGUCCAAGCGCAUCGAGGCCGUUCGCGGUCAGAUCCUCAGCAAGCUCCGCUACCGGAGCCCACCGGAGCCCCCCGCACCGAGCCCUCAGCCCGAGGCUGUGCCCGCUGAGGUGAUGCUGCUCUACAACAGCACUCGGGAGCUGCUGAAGGAGCGUGCGCGCCAGGCCGAGUCCGCGUGCGACCGGGAGAGCAGCGAGGAGGAUUAUUAUGCAAAAGAGGUUCAGCGCAUAGACAUGCUUCCGCAGCGCACAGACAUCAAUGCAGUGAACCCUCCAGUCCCCAGCACAUAUUACAGAGUGGUGGGAUUCGAUGUGAGUGGUGUGGACAGGAACUCCAGCACCCUGGUCAAAGCUGAGUUCAGAAUCUACAGAGCACCCAACCCCCAGGCCCGCACCCCAGAGCAGAGAGUAGAGAUCUAUCAGGUGAUAAAGCCAGAAGAGCCAACAGGCCCCUCGCAGAGAUACAUCGAUUCCAGAACUGUUCGCCCACGGACCAAGGGGGCGUGGCUCUCUGUGGAUGUCACUGACACUGUGAAGGACUGGCUGGCUCAUAAGGAGAGGAACCUGGGUUUGAAGCUGGGUGUUCACUGUCCAUGCUGUACCUUCGUUCCCUCCACCAACAGCAUUGUGUUCAAUAAGAGUGAGGAGCUGGAGACACGCUUCGCAGGUCUGGAUGAUGAGCUGCUUCAGCAGCAGGUGCGGAAGCCGGGGGCUAAGGGCCAGGUAGAGUUUAGUACCAAGACCCCCCACCUCAUCCUCACCCUGCUGCCCAGUGACAGGGUAGACAACCCGGGCAAAAAGACCCGCAAGAGGAGAGCUGCUGCAGACACCACCACCUGCUCCAGGAAUUCAGGCGCGGGCUGCUGUCUGCGAUCUCUCUACAUCGACUUCCGCCGGGACCUGAACUGGAAGUGGAUCCACGAGCCGAAGGGCUACAAGGCCAAUUUCUGCUCUGGCAGCUGCCCAUACCUCUGGAGCGCUGACAACCACUACAACAUGAUCCUGCCACUGUAUAACAAGCUGAACCCUGAGGCGUCGGCAUCUCCGUGCUGUGUACCUCAGGACCUGGAGCCUCUGACCAUCGUGUACUUCAUGGGCCGAACGCCCAAGGUAGAGCAGCUCUCCAACAUGGUGGUCAGGUCCUGCAAGUGCCGCUGACGCAGGGGCCCAGCGGCGGGAGAGGGGGAAGGAGGAGGAAAAGAGCUGGACAAAACAACGACUACUUGUGCUCCUCAAGCAAAAAGGACAGACUGACCCUCUCUGUCUAUAUAUUCAACCCUUCAUUUCACUUACACAGUCGGAGUCUGGCACAGGCUGUUUUUUUUUUCCAAAUCUCACAAGUAUGAAACUGAGAAAUUGUCUUCAACUGUUGGUCUUUUCCCCACUUUCAUAAGGUCAAAAAUACUGUAAAUAUCUUAUUAAUUGAAAUAGCUUUAUUAAACUUUAUUUCACAUUUUCAAAAUCUGAUAUUAAAGUGUUUUGGU